AUGGUAUCUGCUCGUCGCGAACUGCGCUGUCUGUUGGAGCUGGUGGUGCCCAGCGCGCUAUCCACCUACUGCUUCUUUGCCAUCUCUAUCACAGAGCUUAGCGUCGUGGGUCAUCUGGGCGUGGAUGAAUUGGCGGCCGUGGCGUACGCACAGAUGUGCCUGGAUCUGUCGAUUCUUGUGAGUAUGCAAGGCUUCAAUGCCGGCAUGAACGUGUUGUGCUCGCAGGCCUUUGGAGCCAAAAACUACCACCUGCUGGGUGAAUACGCGUUGCUGACGAGUCUUCUACUUACGGUGGCCUGUGUCCCGCUCGCAGUGCUCUGGUGGAACCUGGGUGAUAUCCUACUGGCUGCAGGCGUCACCGACCGUGUAGCCGCGCUCGCCGGCGUCUACUGCCGUUUAUCCCUGUUGUGGCUGUGGCCGCGCAGUAUGUUUCAAGUGCUCUCGUGCUUCUACCAGGCACAGCACAUCGUACAGCCCACAGCGGUCUUCAAUGUGCUAGCAGUGGCGCUCAACAGCUUCCUAGUGGUCGGAUUCACGCACGGGCGCUUUGGACUGCCAGAGCUCGGGUUUGUCGGGUGUCCGAUUGGGACAGCGAUGGCGCUGUUCUUGAGACUCGUUGGCUACAUUGUGUACAUGAACUUCUACCGCAAGUUCCACCGCCGCUGUGCCUGGCGCUGCGACGGCAGCUUCCUGGAUGCAGACAUUCUGCGCAACCUUUUGUCCGUGGGGCUUCCACUCGCCGGCGGCACACUGUUCGAAAACGCGCAGUUAAUUACCAUGACGCUUUUCGCUGCGACGAUCGGCGAGGUCCAGCUAGGAACACACAACGCGAUGAUGGAGCUCUUCUUCUUUGCGACCUCACCACUUUACGCGGUGAUAAGUGCUGCCGUCACGCGCGUGGGGAUGCAUCUGGGAGCGGGCAAACCAUCGGAGGCACUUCUCGCCGCCCAGGUAUGUGGAAUAUGCAUCGCGCUUAUCUCGACAAUCAACGGCGUGGUCGUGGUGAGCGCACGGCGGCAGCUUGGGUGGCUGUUUUCGGACAACCCGCAGGUCAUCGAUACCUUCAGCCAGAUAUGCGCGUUAGCCGCGUUGGCAUACUUUGUACUGGCCUUCUUCUACUACUCCUUCGCGGUGCUGAAGGCGCAGGCGCGAGCCAUGCCCAUUAUGGUGGGUUUUGCCGUCGGGGCAUGGCUAGUCGGCGUACCUGUGGCGUACAUAUUGGGCGUGCACCAGACGCACCCGAACCUGCUCGGCGUCUGGCACGGCAUGAUCUGUGGCUACGCCGUAACGUCAUUCAUUGGGUUUGCGGUAGCCUUUGGGCGGCCCAACUGGCGGACCGAGGCCGAUAGGGCCGUCGCACGCUCGCAUUUCAAGGAGAAAGAGCUCGCAGCGCCGCACGAGUCCGACGUGCUGCUCGCCUUGGAGCGAUAG
Molecule: messenger RNA, 1431 nt
Organism: Phytophthora nicotianae INRA-310
Lineage: Eukaryota; Oomycota; Peronosporomycetes; Peronosporales; Peronosporaceae
Exons: 2
Coding region: 1-1431 (476 amino acids)
Biological process (GO): transmembrane transport
Cellular component (GO): membrane
Molecular function (GO): xenobiotic transmembrane transporter activity; antiporter activity
Source: RefSeq, a predicted model, not a curated record